This is a messenger RNA of Spodoptera frugiperda (fall armyworm), 1467 nucleotides long. It is a transcript of the gene inc, whose product is annotated as BTB/POZ domain-containing protein KCTD5. The coding region runs from base 52 to 705 and encodes 217 amino acids. The record is from RefSeq and is a predicted model, not a curated record. Gene Ontology annotation, cellular component: cytoplasm; Cul3-RING ubiquitin ligase complex. Gene Ontology annotation, biological process: protein homooligomerization; proteasome-mediated ubiquitin-dependent protein catabolic process. The transcript is spliced from 2 exons. NCBI's taxonomy places the organism in Eukaryota, Metazoa, Arthropoda, Insecta, Lepidoptera, Noctuidae. Gene Ontology annotation, molecular function: cullin family protein binding.
ACACCGAACUAGAUCUAAUAAAAAAAUUGUUUGUUUUGUUUAUGGUACGCCAUGGCGGAUCGAGUUGGUGACGGUGAUUUCUUGGACGAAAAUAUACAGAAAUUUAACAAUGAAAGGCGGAGCAGUAAACAAUGGGUUAAACUUAAUGUUGGUGGAACAUAUUUCCUGACUACGAAGACAACAUUAUCUAGAGACCCUAAUUCAUUUUUGUAUCGAUUAGUUCAAGAGGACAGCGAUUUGAUUUCAGACAGGGACGAAACUGGCGCUUAUUUAAUAGACAGGGAUCCCACGUAUUUUUCUCCAGUCCUCAAUUACCUCCGUCACGGUAAACUGGUUAUCAACAAUGACAUCGCUGAAGAGGGUGUGCUGGAAGAAGCAGAGUUUUAUAAUAUUACGGAACUUAUAAGAUUAGUUAAGGAAAGAAUAUGUUUAAGAGAAAGGAGACCCUUAAAAGAUUCUAAAAAGCAUGUGUAUAGAGUGCUACAGUUUCAUGAAGAAGAGUUGACACAAAUGGUAUCCACAAUGUCUGAUGGUUGGAAAUUUGAACAGUUGAUAAACAUUGGCUCCCAAUAUAAUUAUGGCAAUGACGAACAUGCAGAGUUCCUUUGUGUUGUAAGCCGAGAAUGUGGCAGUUCUCUGAACAGCAAUGACAUAGAACCUACAGACCGUGCCAAGGUGCUCCAACAAAAAGGCUCACGGAUGUGAGCUUAUCUUUUAUGAUUUAAUAUUUUUUGAGACUGUCGGCUCUGUGUGAGAAAUGUGUACAUAUUUUUAGAGUGUAAACAGUCUGUAUAACUUCUUCUUUCUAUAUUUUAAAUUAAUGUAUAAAUUGUCUAGAGUCUUACAGUAACGUUUGUAUUAGUCAAUUGAGUGGUAACUGUAUCUUUGGUCCUAUACUUCAGUACAUCAUAAAUAUAUUAGAUAAAUACUCAUUCUAAUGAAGUGUGAAGCUCUAAAUAGAUUUUAGAAAAUAUUUAUGUACAAAUGGGUGCACCAAAAUAAUAAAGUGUAAGUGAUGAAUUUAGCUAAUAUUAGAAUAUUUUAGUUUCAUCACAUUACAGCAACAUAGAAUAUAUGAUUAUUUACUGCUAGGGGCAAUUUGUAAUCUUUUAGAUUUAUUGCUUUUGGUGCAAUCAGAUGUACAUUUGAAAAUUUCCACAUUUCUUGCUCUAAAAUUUCUUUCAAUGAUGGAAACUGAUUAUUGUAUGUGUAUGGAUUAAACUUUUGUUUGAGUUAUGGAAUCUAUUAAGACCUCUUGGAUUUGUAUUAUUUCCAGUCUUGAAUAAGACUUGUGAAUAACACAUUUCAUCAAAUGUGUAUUCUUUAAAUCAGUAAUUAAUUAUUCCAGAUAUUAUGCUCAUUUACCAAAUGUAAUAUUAGAAACUUACGAUUCCAAAGCAGUUGUUUUAUUUUCAAAAAAUACUCAGUUGUUAUCUAUAAAUAAUAAAUAAAGUUGUAUGUUGGUGA